Molecule: messenger RNA, 1651 nt
Organism: Annulohypoxylon truncatum
Lineage: Eukaryota; Fungi; Ascomycota; Sordariomycetes; Xylariales; Hypoxylaceae
Exons: 1
Coding region: 263-1291 (342 amino acids)
Source: RefSeq, a predicted model, not a curated record
CGAAGGAGCCACUAAUUAACCCCCCCGGGCUUACGGCACUGUCCGGAAUUCACCAAACUUCCGGAAAUCACGACCCGGUCCGUUGUAUCUACUUUUGGGUUUCGAUAGUUCGAUGUAACAACCGUAUAACUGUAUACCAACUUUAAAUCAAGAUUUUUACCUUCGAGAUAGGAGAUAUCCAAAUACAACAUCACACCACACUUCAAACUUCACCCUCACCUACCUACCCUCCAACCCCUCCCGCGAAUCAAACCCCCCCAAAAUGUCAUCCCUCCUCCAGCGAAAAUUCCCCUCCAUCCUACACUCCCACAUCCCCCCAGCCCACCGCACCCCCCUCCUCCUCGCCGCCGGCGCGGCCGCCCUCUCCGCCCCGCUCUUAGCAUACGCGUACAAAUGCUACACGGCCUGGCUCGCCCUCGGCCGCGGCGGCGUGCCCUACAACGUCUUCGGCUGGCUCGCGCAAUCUUCCCUGCACAUCCUCGCGCGGACCGACCUCCGCUCGCCCGUGCCCGGUCGGUACGCGAGCGCCGAGGACCUAGGCAAGGUAUACGGACCCGCGGGCGCGCGCUCGUAUUUCGGCGAGGAGGGCGAGGAGGGCGGCAGGACGGAGAUACCGCCGCGCAAGCCGCCGCGUCCGACGGUGCCGUCGUUCGUCGCGCCGCAGCGCCAGGUUAGCGAGGUCGGCAGCCCGAGUACCGUCGAGGCGCUGAACCGGUUCGCGGCCGCGCUCGCGGACGCGAAUCCGGAGUUGUUCGAGCUUAAGGCUAGCCAGCUCGAAGGGCCGCUUUAUAAGGCUUUAUGGGUACGACAACCUCCCGUUCCCUCUCCCCAGGACCAGGAGGGGGAGAAGAAGGGAGAGGAGGAGCAGGGUAAAACGGUUAUUAGCGCUACGGAGCUGCAGACCCGCGUCGGCCGCGGCACGACGGGCGAGUGGGCGCACGUGCACGGCGAGGGCAGCACGCACGUCACGCUCAGCCCCGUCGACGCGGCGACGCUGAUAUCGAAGGGCUGGGCCGAGCGCCACGGGAUGAGCGGCGUCGGGGGCGCGGCGUGGGCCAUGGCGCCGUGGGGCUACGUGCUUAUCUACGCGCCGCGCGACGAGGACGAGUUCGAGGUCUGGAAGGAGGUUUUGCUUGCCGGGGCAAGGUAUAUAAGUCACGGGUUGGGGAAGAAGGUGGUUGCUCCUGAGGAGGAGGAUGAUGAGGAUGAUGACGAGGAGGAGGAGGACGACGACGACGAGGAAGAAGAGGAAGAGGAAGAGGAAGAGGAGGGAGAAGAGGAGGAGGAGUAAAAAAUGAAGGAGCGGUGUGCUUAAGCCAUGUGUAUGUACAUCCGUGCUGUGAUGUGUAUGGGUUUGGGUGGUGGGAGUCGGAGUUGGGAUGGGGGUAGAACGAGGGUGAGGUCUAGGUUGUGGUGUGGCGUUGAGGAGGUUUACGGAUAUAUGCUGUUACUUUGGGUGAUAGGGUAUAUAUAUUUCCCAUAUCUCAAAUUGGUAAAGGGGUUAAAAUGGUAGGCAUGGGAAAACCUAGGUACCUACUCUUGAGAGCGACAUAUUAGCAUGUCCAUGAGGCAUUUACAUAAAUUCCCCUUGUUACUAAGGUGCUAUGCUACUAUCACUAUGGAACAUACCUAUCCGUGUGGAUCUGGGUUG